AUGAAGAUAUGUAACCUAGUGUUCAACUCUCCCUUCUUCACAAAAAAGCCAGCUCAGCACCCUUCCAUCUCCAUCACAGCCGUACAUGCAUAUCUAGAAAUAUAUGCUGGUCUGAGUACAAGACGUACAACCAACAAAGCACCUCAUCUGGCCAACGAGAUCUUCUUCCACGGGCACCUCCUCCCCCUCCACCUCCUCUCCCACCUCCACGCGUCGCCGCGCUCCUCCACCAACUCCCUCGACAGCUUCACCCUCCCCAUAAAAGAGCUAUUAAGCGUGGACGAGAACAAUCGCUACAACGACGAAGACGACAAAAAUAACAUCAUCAACGGCGGCGAGAGCCGGCACGUGUCAGAAGGGAAGGGAAAAGGGAAAUCGAAGUCUUUAUCUCUCUUCGUGAUGCCGAAAUGGAGAAAGGAGAGAGAAGAAGACGGCGAUCAUGAGCAUUCAACGACGACGCAAAAACAACAAAAAUCGAGAUUCGAGCUGCUGAAGAGGUACGUGAGAUUUGUGAAGCCAUUUCUGUCGCUGCGGAGGCGGGAACAGGGGAGCUCCAUCGAGUUCCUCCGGCAGUAG
Salvia miltiorrhiza (redroot sage) is the source of this 576-nucleotide messenger RNA. Its product is annotated as BRI1 kinase inhibitor 1-like. The record is from RefSeq and is a predicted model, not a curated record. Gene Ontology annotation, cellular component: plasma membrane. The transcript has 2 exons. Gene Ontology annotation, molecular function: kinase inhibitor activity. The coding region runs from base 1 to 576 and encodes 191 amino acids. Lineage: Eukaryota; Viridiplantae; Streptophyta; Magnoliopsida; Lamiales; Lamiaceae.